Messenger RNA from Penicillium salamii, 1491 nucleotides. NCBI's taxonomy places the organism in Eukaryota, Fungi, Ascomycota, Eurotiomycetes, Eurotiales, Aspergillaceae. The record is from the annotation of a GenBank genome assembly.
AUGUCGGCUACAGUUUUUAACACCUUUCAGGGGAUUUUUACCUUCAUAACCCCUCGCUUCAUCCUUAUAUGGUCCCUGUUCGUGGGUGUUCUGACGGUUCUUCACUGUGCCUCGAGAGACCCAUUAUCCAAACUACCCGGCCCAUUCAUUUCAAAGCUCACGGGGAUAUUGGAGAUAUUCUACUAUGUCCGAGGCUAUCGACACGAAUAUGUGCACAGUCUUCAUGUGAAAUAUGGCCCGAUCGUUCGGUAUGCACCGGGACAUGUGGAUAUCUCCGAUAUUGGAGCUGUGAAUGUAAUUCAUAAGCUUGACAAAGGAUAUCUGAAAUCGAAUUGGUACCUUUCGUUGGCGCCACCGGGAGUAUGGACCCUGAUGAAUAUCACUGACCCGAAGAUGCACACGACUUGGCGCCGGCUGCUCGGAGGACCAUUCCAGGAUAGCUCUUUGCAAAAGUUGGAGCCGGUAGUGUGGGAGAAGAUGGGACUUGCAUUAGACAAGAUGCAGGCAGAGCUUGAAGAGCGCGGAUGUAUCGAUGUAUUGAAAUGGUGGAUAUAUAUGGCUCUCGACAUAGUCACCGAGCUCAGCUACGGCACAAGCGUUGAUAUCCUUCGUGAAGAGGAGAAGAGAUAUUAUAUCAUUGAAUAUCUCGAGGGAUUAGGUCCGAUCCACGCUGUGAGGACCACGAUACCCUCUGCUGUUUUGCUCGCAUCGAAACUCCGCCUACCAAUCUUCAACAGGCUGCUGAACGCGGGCCCUCGAGCUGCGAUAUGGGCACAAGAGACCCUUGAGGCAUACAAGAAGUUGCUUUCAGAGAAAGAUCCCAAGCCAACAUUGUUUACACCUUUGUUUAACAAAGGUGACAAAGGGUUCACAGAUGAGCAAAUAACAAAUCUCGCAGGGUCAAACAUCACUGCUGGUAGCCAUACCACUGCCACUGUCAUGACAUACGCCGUUUGGGCAAUUUGUAAGUAUCCGGAGGUGAGAGACAAGCUGGUUGCCGAGGUGUCAAUGCUGCCGGAAGUCUUCCAGCAUAAAGACGUGCGCAAUUUGCCCUAUCUCAACUGUGUCAUCCGAGAGGCUGUGCGUCUGUAUGCUGCCGUUCCAUCAGUUCUACCGCGAGCUGUUCCUCCAGAGGGGGUUGAGCUCUUGGGAUAUUUCAUACCCGGUGGCUCAACUGUCUCAACACAGUGUUAUAGUCUCCACCGGGUCAAGGAAUAUUUUGAUGACCCAUUGAAAUUUGAUCCAGAUCGAUGGAUAUCUCCAACAAAAGAAAUGGAGGAAGCUUACAUGGGCUUCGGUGCCGGUACCCGAUCAUGUGUUGGAGUCAAUCUCGCACACCGUGAGCUCCGACUUGGAAUAGCGAAUUUCUUUCGCAAAUUCCCCACUGCAGUAGUCUCAGUGGAUGAAGGUAUGGCGGAUAGUGACAUGCGACAGCGGGCAUGGGUUUUUAUGUCACCGGUGGGUCACCGGUGUCUGAUUGGCGUCCAAUAA